AUGGGACAACAAUCGUUAAUCUACAGCUUCGUCGCUCGGGGCACGGUGAUCCUCGCCGAGUAUAAAGAGUUCAAGGGAAAUUUCACCUCCGUCGCUGCUCAGUGCCUCCAGAAGCUUCCGUCCUCAAACAACAAGUUAACUUACAACUGCGACGGCCACACUUUCAAUUACCUCGCCGAGAAUGGCUUCACGUACUGUGUCGUCGUUGUUGAAUCUGCUGGGAGGCAGAUACCAAUGGCUUUCUUGGAGCGAGUCAAGGAAGAUUUCAGCAAGAGAUAUGGCGGUGGGAAAGCUUCAACUGCUAAAGCUAACAGCUUGAACAAAGAAUUCGGGUCUAAACUGAAGGAGCACAUGCAAUUUUGCGUGGAUCAUCCUGAGGAAAUCAGCAAACUUGCCAAGGUAAAGGCACAGGUGACUGAAGUGAAGGGUGUUAUGAUGGAGAACAUUGAAAAGGUCCUUGACCGUGGAGAGAAAAUCGAGCUAUUAGUAGACAAAACUGAGAACCUUCGCUCACAGGCGCAAGAUUUCAGAACGCAAGGAACAAAGAUGAAGAGAAAAAUGUGGCUUGACAACAUGAAGAUCAAGCUCGUGGUUUUUGGCAUCAUCGUCGCUUUGAUUCUCAUCAUUUUCUUGUCGAUUUGCCAUGGCUUCAAGUGUACUUAA
Thlaspi arvense is the source of this 663-nucleotide messenger RNA. The record is from the annotation of a GenBank genome assembly. NCBI's taxonomy places the organism in Eukaryota, Viridiplantae, Streptophyta, Magnoliopsida, Brassicales, Brassicaceae.